Gastrolobium bilobum is the source of this 1592-nucleotide messenger RNA. RefSeq names its product sucrose-phosphatase 1-like. Lineage: Eukaryota; Viridiplantae; Streptophyta; Magnoliopsida; Fabales; Fabaceae. Gene Ontology annotation, molecular function: magnesium ion binding; sucrose-phosphate phosphatase activity. The transcript has 9 exons. Gene Ontology annotation, biological process: sucrose biosynthetic process. Bases 147 to 1403 code for a protein of 418 amino acids. The record is from RefSeq and is a predicted model, not a curated record.
AGUCACUUCCCUUCCUUCUUCUUUUUAAUCCUUUCUUCUUCUUCUUCUUCUUCACAAUCAUUAAUUUCAUUUAAUAUUAAUUGUUAUAUAUCCUCUUCACAAUCCCAAGUUAUUCUGUCACAGCACCAAGUUGGGGAUUGAAUAUCAUGGAUAGACUAAAAUCUUCUGCGCGUCUGAUGAUUGUUUCGGAUCUUGAUCACACUAUGGUUGAUCACCAUGACGCUGAGAAUAGUUCCCUUUUCAGGUUUAAUGCUCUUUGGGAAGGUCAUUAUCGCCAUGAUUCUCUGUUGGUUUUCUCAACCGGAAGAUCACCUACACUCUACAAACAAUUGAGGAAAGAGAAGCCCAUGAUAACCCCAGAUAUAGCUAUAAUGUCUGUGGGGACUGAGAUUACUUAUGGUAAAUCAAUGGUGCCGGAUGAAGGAUGGGUUCAGUUUUUGAACCAGAAAUGGGACAAGAACAUAGUCAUUGAGGAAACAAAAAAGUUUCCUGAACUUGCUCCUCAGGCAGAAACAGAACAACGACCACACAAAAUUAGCUUUUAUGUCAAGAAAGACAAGGCUCAGAAUGUGACAGAGGCUCUUUCUAAGGUUUUGGAAAAGCGUGGGUUGGAUGUUAAAAUAGUAUAUAGUGGAGGAAUUGAUUUGGAUAUAUUACCAAAAGGUGCUGGCAAAGGACAAGCUCUUGCCUAUCUGCUCAAAAAAUUUGAGGCUGAGGGAAAAAUGCCGGUUAAUACGCUUGUUUGUGGUGACUCUGGAAAUGAUGCUGAGCUAUUCAGCAUCCCAGGAGUCUAUGGUGUCAUGGUAAGCAACGCCCAAGAAGAAUUAUUGCAGUGGCAUGCAGCAAAUGCGAAAGAUAACCCCAAAAUUCUUCACGCCUCAGAGCGUUGUGCAUCUGGGAUUAUACAAGCCAUAGGUCAUUUCAAGUUAGGCCCAAACCUGUCCCCAAGAGAUGUUUCAGACAUUGAAAAAGAUGUUGCAAAUGCAUCUCCAGGUUAUGAGAUGGUGAAGUUAAGUUUGUUAAUGGAAAAGUGGAGGCGUGCAGAAGUUGAGAACAACGAGCUGUUUAUUGCUGGUGCAAAAGCAGCCACUCAUCCAUCCGGUGUUUUCAUCCAUCCUUCAGGUGUUGAUCAUCAUAUUAAGGAGUAUCUAAAUAUUUUGAGAAAGGUGUAUGGUGACAAACAGGGAAAACAGUAUAGGAUUUUGGUGGAUGAUGUAUUGACUACACAGAUAGGUUCAGAUACAUGGCUAGUGAAGUUUGAUAAGUGGGAGUUAUCUGGUGAAGAGCGGCAAGGUUGUGUGGUCACUGCCGUACUAAGCAAAAAGGAUUCCGAAUGGUUCACUUGGGUGCAUGUGCAUCAGACCUGGUUGGAACAAUCAGGGAAAGGAGAAUGGAUACUUUAGCUUGUUCCUAUAACUUAUCCAAGUGUCUUGUGAUCCCUUUUACAAUAAGUGUAAUGUAAUCCAAUGACAAACAAAUUUCUGCAUUUGAAUUUUUAAAGACCUUCUAUCAUGUGAAGGUGUCUCAUAUCAUAAGUAUUUUAUAUUUACUGUAAAUCUCCUGGUUGCAUAGCUUUCUUGAGAAUCAAAUUU